GUGCACAAUUCUAAUGCCAGUCAGUUUUAUUUAUUGCCUUUCAACGGAAAGAGAGAAUGUUGAAAUAGACAAUGAACCAUCAUAAAUCAAACGCAUCUGCCCGGAGUGGUAGAAAACGGGCGGAAAAGUUCAUCGGACAAGCGGACUCGAACGGCCCUGUCGGUUGGUUGCUGAGACUGUUCAAAUCAAUCAGCACGUUUGUGUUAAUCUUUCUCGAGCAAGGUGCAGUGCAUGGGUUGGCCUAUUUGGGUAAACCGUUGCUGCAUAUUCUGGAAAGACUCUUCUGGUUAGUGCUGAUUGUCGUGUCUAUUUAUUUCUCCGUCGUGUUGAGCUUUGUGUCCUGGGAGCGUUAUCAGAGCAAGAGUACGGUCGUUGCGAUCGAAAAGGAUCACUACUACUGGAACACUUCUAUGCCGAGUCUUACUAUUUGUCCGCUUAAACGUAUUUAUCGACCAUAUUUACUGAACUAUUGCAGCAAAAAUGGCAUCACUAAAGAGGAAGAUCAAGCCGAGCUGUUCGACUUUCUGGAAUCGUUGGCCAACUCGACCUUUAUCAACUUUCAGAACAUCAAGCACAGUGACAAUGUGGACAGCCUGCUGGACGUACUUCAGAUUCAGCCGGAAAACUACAUGAAGAUUAUAUACAAUCUUACCCGCGAUCUGACCCGCCUGGACGACACGGAGCUGCGCGUUCGGACGCAAAGCAACCUGGAGUUCUUACGCACCCAUCAAACACUCACCGAGUACGGUAUCUGCUACACCACCAACAGUUUUAUCUCGUCCAAUUUAACCGCAAGUUUGUUGCUGACCGGGAGGGAGCUACCGUUGGACGAUUUCUACUCGACGCGUACAGUGCACAAUGUCCGGUACGGGAACCUUUUCGACGGCGACAUCACGUACAGCUUUAUUGGCUUUGAGCCACCGAUUACGAUCUUUUAUCACAGCCCUUAUGAAACACUGAACAUCGCAAAGUAUCAGCCACUGACGAACGAGGCACAUGAGUAUGAAACGUUUUCUAUCGAAAUUGUCACCACGAAGGACUUUAAAGAGGAUACUACCAUCUCCCAGCGAGGCUGCCGGUUUCAUUACGAGUCCAACCUGACGCACUAUUCCAUCUACACUAAGGGCAUCUGUCUGCAAGAGUGUCGCAUUCAGCUGGCGUACAAACUGUGUGGAUGUAUUCCUCAUUUCUAUCCUAAUCCUGAAGGACCAAGAGCAAAGAAAGUGUGCCACUACAAGCAGCUGAUAAAGUGUUUUCCGCGCUACCAGAAGCUGUUCCUCGAGUUCAAGCAGGACAUUAACGACAAAAAGGGUAUACCGUGCUACUGCGAGCAGAACUGUGUCGACUCGAAAGUUAUCAUCGAGCACAGACAGGUAAUGGCUGCUUGUUGCGAAACCGAAGGCGAAAUCGUAUUGCGUUUUCUAAGAUUUACAACAGUAAAUCCCCUCUUAAUCGAAUUGUGCUGCAAUUGCGGUGUGUCAACCGUUUCACACCAGAAGAGCACGUUCCGGUGGGAUUUACUCUGCACCGUGCAACUGCCAUUGCUGCUGCAUCCAUCCGUUCACGUGUCCGUUUCCCUCCAUCCUACAGGUUCUGAAGCAAACGCAAAAGCUUAUCGGCAGCAUCGGUGGGCUGAUUGUUGUGAAGCGCUACCCUUUGGUACGGUUCAGCCGGCAGCUACUGUUUACCUUCACUGAUUUGUUGGUAUCGAUUGGAGGUACGGCCGGAUUUUUCCUUGGUUUCAGUGUGCUCGGUAUGGUGGAAAUACUGUACUUUUUCACCCUCCGUUUGUUGUGGUAUAUUGUGGGACGACGUUAGCGG
This is a messenger RNA of Anopheles arabiensis, 1821 nucleotides long. RefSeq names its product sodium channel protein Nach. Lineage: Eukaryota; Metazoa; Arthropoda; Insecta; Diptera; Culicidae. The transcript has 9 exons. Bases 72 to 1697 code for a protein of 541 amino acids. The record is from RefSeq and is a predicted model, not a curated record. Gene Ontology annotation, cellular component: membrane. Gene Ontology annotation, molecular function: ligand-gated sodium channel activity. Gene Ontology annotation, biological process: sodium ion transmembrane transport.